AUGGAGCUGAAGUCUAUGUGGGAAUUGCAGUCUAUCGCAGACGGAGCCAAGGCCAAGAAUGACAACGGUGAUCGGGUGGACUGGCCGGGUGGCCGAGCAAUAGUACCCACCGUUGAAUUUGUGACUGACGAUCCCGCCGUCCCCCCCUCAAAAAUGCCUUCCUUCACCACCAAGACCAUCCUCACGGCCCUCGCCGGCGCCGCCUCCGUCUCGGCCCACGGUCACAUCACCAAGGUCACCGCCGGCGGCAAGGAGUUCCCCGGCUUCAGCCCCUUCAACGGCAUCAACGCCCAGACCCUGACCUCCCAGACCGUCGGCUGGGGCACGCUGCAGAGCGACAACGGCUUCGUGCCCGUCUCGUCGCUCGGCAACGCCGACAUUGCCUGCCACAAGAGCUCCAAGGCCGCACCGGCCUCGGUGCCCAUCGCGGCCGGAGAGACCAUGACCAUCCAGUGGGACACCUGGCCCGACAGCCACAAGGGCCCCGUCAUCAACUACCUCGCCGACUGCGGCGCCGCCGGCUGCGACAAGGUCGACGCCGCGUCGCUCAACUUCUUCAAGAUCAGCGAGGCCGGUCUGGAGAACGGCGUCUGGGCUGCCGACCAGCUCAUCAAGGACGGCAACAAGGCCACCGUCACCAUCCCCCGCAACCUGGCUGCCAGCAACUACGUGCUCCGCCACGAGAUCAUCGCCCUGCACGAGGGCAACCGCGAGGGUGGUGCCCAGAUGUACCCCCAGUGCGUGAACAUCAAGGUCACCGGUGGCGGCUCCGACAAGCCCGCCGGCGUCAAGGCCACCGCUCUCUACAAGGCCGCCGACCCCGGUAUCCUGUUCAACCUCUACAACAACCCCACCAGCUACCCCAUCCCCGGUCCCAAGAUCGCGGUUGCCGGUGGCGGUGCUGCUGGCGGUGCUACCGGCGGUGGCAACAGCACUGGCGGUGGUAACAACAACACUGGCGGUAACAACAACAACAACGGUGGCAACAACAACAACAACGGCGGCAACGGCAACAACAACAACGACGCCUGCCGCCUGGCCAAGCGCGAGGCCCGCCACCGCCGCCGCGAGGCUGCCCGUCUGGCCGCUGCCCUGGCCGAGGCCCUCGCCGCUGAUGAGGAGUAA
Pyricularia oryzae 70-15 is the source of this 1125-nucleotide messenger RNA. RefSeq names its product endoglucanase-4. The record is from RefSeq and is a predicted model, not a curated record. The transcript is spliced from 2 exons. NCBI's taxonomy places the organism in Eukaryota, Fungi, Ascomycota, Sordariomycetes, Magnaporthales, Pyriculariaceae. Bases 1 to 1125 code for a protein of 374 amino acids.